Molecule: messenger RNA, 9211 nt
Organism: Thunnus maccoyii (southern bluefin tuna)
Lineage: Eukaryota; Metazoa; Chordata; Actinopteri; Scombriformes; Scombridae
Product: nebulin-like
Exons: 65
Coding region: 1275-8456 (2393 amino acids)
Biological process (GO): cardiac muscle thin filament assembly
Cellular component (GO): Z disc
Molecular function (GO): actin filament binding
Source: RefSeq, a predicted model, not a curated record
CAUACAGUACAGAACUACUGCAUACAGACAAACAGGUUAAUAUAGAGAUUAAACCAGAUGUAAAUGAUUAAUGUUACCCUCUGGAGUCCUGCUGCAGUUAUAUUUACAUCCAGUGUUACUCACUGUGUUUAUCAUGAAGUCUAACAGAUGAGUUGAAUGUUUUUCUUUCCUCAUAAAACAUUUGUGAAGUUGAUUUUCCUGCAUUGUUUACAUUCAUAUUUAGUAGUUUGCAGCGUUUUCUGCUGCGUUGCUGCCGCCUGUAGAUCAGUGAACAGUGAAACCAUCAGCAGGACUGUGUGUCGCGUCAGCUAGAGCUGCAGCUACUGAUUAUAUUCAUUAUUGAUUAAUCUGUGGUUUAUUUUCUAAAUUAAUCAGUUAAUUGUUUGAUCUAUAAAAUGUCAGAAAAUGGUGAAAAAUGUUGAUCAGUGUUUCCCAGAGUUCAAGACGUCUUCAUGUGUCUCCUUUUGUCCAAAGAAACCAGAAAAUAUUCACAUUUAAGAAGCUGAAAUCAGAGAAUCUGGAAAUUUCUCAAAACAGUUAAUCGAUUAUCAGAAUAGUUGGCAACUAAUCAAUUCAUCUUUGCAGCUCUAGUGUCAGCUGUGUGCACAUUUAUGCACAAAUCAGGGGAACCUGUUCAUUAAAAAGCUGCUCUAUAACACUACUAGAGGCCAAGAACUUCUUCUUUAAAUGAGCAAUAACACACAACAAUGAGUCCAAACUCAAGUAAAUAAUAAAUGAGACGAUGAUGAUAAAAGUUAGAAAGAAGUUGAUUAUUUUCUGGUCUGAUAUGAUCACCACUUACAGAGAAGAAAGGAGGCUGUUUAAACAGUGUCUGUAAUCACUGUGAUCCAUGUUUAGUUGUUGUGUUAGUUUCACCAAUCAGUUGACAGCAUCAGUGUUGUUGCUAUGGUUACCUACAAUGUAAUAAAUCCUGAGCACUGAUUUACAGUAAAACUGAUGACAAGAAACUGUCUGAGGUGACGUUUUAUAAGAGUUUAACAGACACCUGCCAGCCAAUCAGAGACCAGUGUUUUCUGUGGCUGUCAAAGUGUUUUAUACAGUAGAACAGAAAGUUUGGAUGUUUAAUAAAAACAUAAAUGUGUUUCUUUAAUCUUUGGAUAUUUCUGCGGUGUGUGUGUGUGAGUGAGUGUGAGUGUGUGUGUGUGUGUGUGUGUGUGUGUGUGUGUGUGUGUGUGUUUGAGCCCACAGAUGCUUUGAACAUGUGACCUGAUGACUCAGUGACUCUCAGCAGAUGUUUCUAAGAGGUGACCGACAUGGAGGAAGAGGAGGCCUCAGCUGCUCUGGUGUUGAAUGGAGAGAUGACAGAGGUUAUGAAGGGCGAGACAGUGGUAACCACGACGACGACGACUCUCACCUCUAUCGCUGAAACAAAUGGAGAAGAAGAGACGGAGAGUGUUGAAACAACGGGAGAGAUGGAGGAGGAAGAGGAGGAGGAGGAAGGAAGUGAAGCAGAGACGGAGAGAGGAGAGGAAGAGGAUGAAGAGGAAGUGGUGGAGGGUAAAGGAAAGAAUCUGUUGGGACAAUGGGAAUCAGAGGCCUCCUCCGACUCGAAGCCUCCGCUACCAGACCCAACAUUCAACAGGAGAUGCAGCUUGAUCGUCAGUGAGGUGAAGUACAAGGAGGACUUUGAGAAGAUGAAGGGUCAGAGUCUGUUUGUUCCAGGAGCCGAACUCAUCCACUCCAAGAACAUCAGCGCCGUUAUAUCUGAGUCUAAGUAUAAGGAGGACGGGAAGAAGGAGGCUUCGGUGUCUCUCUACUCCAUCCUGCCAGAGACUCCGGAGACUCAACGCGCCAGAGAGGCUUCAGAGCUGCAGAGUGAGAUUAAAUACAAAGGAAAUGUGAAGACGGAGAUCUCUUCCUCUCUUUACUCUCUGCUGCCAGAAACCACAGAGACCCAGUUUGUCAAAGAGUUGACUGAGAUACUGAGUGAGAACAAGUACAAAGAGGAAGGAAAGAAGGAGAUGAGCAGCAGUUUGUACUCGCAGCUUCCUGAAACCACUGAGAUGCAGCUGGCCAAGACCGUCCACGAGUUCCAGAGCGAGAAAAAGUACAAAGCAGAAGGGAAGAGAAAGGCCUCCAUCUCCCUCUACUCCCAACUCGCCGACACUCCCGAAAUACAACACGCUCUGGAGGUGUCACAGAUGCAGAGUGAGGCGAAUUAUCGCCCUAAGAUGCUGGUUAAAGGAGCCCCUUCGUCUCUUUACUCCCAGCUUCCCGAAACCACAGACAUCCAGUUUGCCAGAGAGAUGACAGAGCUGCAUAGUGAGAGUAAGUACAAAGAAGGAAGGAAGAGCCUCUGUCAGAGUUUCUACUCGCAGCUGCCAGAGACGGCCGAGACUCAGUUUGCUAAGACUGUUGCUGAGCUGCAGAGCGAGUCGCGGUACAAGGAGGCGGGGAAGAAGGGCAUCAACUCCAGCUUGUACUCUCUUCUCCCGGAGACUUUAGAGACAGUUCACGCCAAAGAAGCUACUGAACUCUUCAGUGAGGUGAAAUAUAAAGAGGAGGGUAAGAAAGAGAUGAGCAUCAACUUGUACUCUCUGCUGCCUGAAACCAUCCACACACAACACGCUAGAGAGGCGUCAAACCUGCAGAGUGAGGUGAAGUAUAAAGAAGGUCUGAAGCAGAAGAUUCAGAGCAGUUUGUACCAUCAGCUCCCAGAAACCACAGAGACACAGCUGGCCAAACAGCUGUCUGAGCUGCAGAGCGAGGUGAAAUAUAAAGAAGCGGGAAAGAAGGAAGUGAAUUCCUGCCUUUACUCUCUUCUCCCUGAAACUCUGGCGACGCAACACGCUAAAGAGGCUACGGAGCUGCUCAGAGAGAAUAAAGACAGCGUGAAGAAGGAGAUGUCCAGCUCGCUCUACUCGACGCUGCCCGACACGUCAGAAACCAACUUCGCCAGAGAGAUGACGGACAUGCUGAGCGAGAAUAAGUACAAAGAAAGCGGGAAGAAGAGCCGCUCUCAGAGUAUCUACUCUCAGCUGCCGGAGACCGCUGAGAUGCAGUUCGCUAAAUCCGUCUCUGAGCUGCAGAGUGAGAUGAAAUACAAACAGGGAAAGAAAGACGUGUCCAGCUCUCUGUACUCUACUCUGCCUGAGACUCUGGAGACGCUGCACGCCAGAGAGGCCUCCGACCUGCAGAGUGAGCUGAAGUACAAAGCGGCGAUGAAGAACGGUUUUAACUCCAGUCUGUUCCACCUGCUGCCUGACACCAUAGAGACGGCCCACGCUAGAGAGGUCUCCGAGCUCCUCAGCGAGGUGAAAUAUAAAGAGGACGGUAAGAAGGAGAUGAGCCUCAACUUGUACUCUGUGAUGCCGGAGACCAUCGACAGUCAGCACGCUAAAGAGGCGUCAAACCUGCAGAGUGAGCUGAAGUAUAAAGAAGGUCUGAAGCAGAAGAUUCAGAGCAGUUUGUACCAUCAGCUCCCAGAGACCACAGAGACACAGCUGGCCAAACAGCUGUCUGAGCUGCAGAGCGAGAGAAAGUACAAGGAGGCGGGUAAGAAAGAGGCGAACACCUGCCUGUACUCUCUCCUGCCUCACACCAUGGAGAUGCAGCACGCUAAAGAAGCCGUAGAGCUGCUCAGCCAGAUUAAGUACAAAGAGAGCGGGAAGAAGGAGAGACCAGUGUCCUUCUACUCCACUCUGCCCCACACGAUGGAAACCAGCUUCGCCAGAGAGAUGACUGACAUGUUGAGCAAGAACAAGUACAAGGAGGACGGGAAGAAAAGCCUCUCUCAGAGUUUCUACUCUCAGCUACCGGAAACGACGGAGACUCAGUUCGCUAAAACCAUGUCUGAGCUGCAGAGUGAGAUGAGGUACAAAGAAGCGGGAAAGAAAGGAGCGAUGAGCUGUCUGUACUCGACUCUACCUGAAACUCUGGAUACACAACACGCUAAAGAGGCUUCAGAGCUGCAGAGUGAGCUGAAGUACAGGCAGGCUUUGAAGAAAGACUCGAGCACCAGUCUGUACCACCUGAUGCCAGAAACCAUCGACACUCAGUUUGCCAGAGAGCAGACGGAGAUGUUCAGUGAGGUCAAAUACAAAGAGGAGGGUAAGAAAGAGAUGAGUGAGAACCUGUACUCUCUGGUCCCCGACGCCAUCGACACCCAGCAUGCUAAAGAGCAGACGGAGAUGCAGAGCGAGAUUAAAUACAAAGAGGCCGGUAAGAAACACGCGUCGACGUCUCUGUACCACCAACUGCCUGAAACUCUGGAGACGCAACACGCCAAAGAGGCGUCACAGCUACAGAGUCAGGUCUUGUAUAAAGAGGCUGUCAAGAAGGAUUUGUCAUGUCCCGUUUACCACCAGCUCCCUGACACCAUGGAGACGCAGUUUGCCCGAGAGAUCACUGACAUGCAGAGUCAAAAUAAGUACAAGGAGAACGGGAUGAAGAGCCUCCCUCAGAGUAUGUACUCCCAGCUGCCGGAGACCGCUGAGACGCAGUUCGCUAAAACCGUCUCUGAGCUGCAGAGCGAGUUAAAGUAUAAGAAGUCCAGGAGGCAGGACGCCGGCAGCUGUCUGUACUCUGUGAUGGCAGAAACUCUGGAUACUCAACACGCCAAGCAGGCCUCACAGAUACAGAGCCAGUUGAAGUACAAGGAGGACGUGCAGAAGGAGAUGUCGUCCAACUUGUACUCCAGCCUUCCUCAAACCCUCCAGACUCAGCUGGCCAAGGAGGUGACGGAGCUGCAGAGCCAGGUGAAAUAUAAGGAGGGCUGUAAGAAGGAAGCGUCGUCCGCUCUGUACCACCUCCUCCCCGAGACGGCGGACAUGUAUUUCGCCAAACAGAUGUCAGAGAUGCAGAGCGAGGUUAAGUACAAGCAAGAAAACGAGGAUCUGCCCAACACUUUAUACUCUCUGAUGCCUGAAACUCUGCAGACUCAGUUUAUUAAAGAGAUGAAUGAGACUCACAGCGAGGUGAAGUAUAAGCAGGCAGGGAAGCAGCAGACGGCGUCUCCUCUUUACUCCAAACUGCCUGAAACUCUGGAAACCAAACACGCCAAAGAAGCUGGUGAACUACAAAGUGAAAAAAGGUACAAAGAUGAAGGAAGGAAGGAGAUGACAUCGUCUCUGUACUGUCAACUCCCCGAAACCUCCGAGACACAGUUUGCUCGAGAGAUGACAGAGAUGCAGAGUGAGAACAAGUACAAGGAGAGCGGGAAGAAGAGUCAGAGCGUCAGUGUUUACUCUCAGCUGCAAGACACCAACGAAAUACAGUUUGCCAAAGCUGUUUCUGAGAUACAGAGUGAGAUUAAAUAUAAAGAGGCGGGGAAGAGAGAAGCGUCCAGCUCUCUGUACUCGAAGCUGCCUGAGACUCUGGACACUCUGCACGCUAAAGAGGUUUCACAGCUGCAGAGUCAGUUGAAGUAUAAGCAGGACGGUAAGAAGGAGGUGAACGGAUCUCUGUAUCACCAGCUGCCUGAAACCACAGAGACUCAGCUGGCUAAAGAGCUGAGAGACGUUUACAGCGAGGUGAAGUAUAAAGAAGACGGUAAGAAGGAGUGCAGUAAGAACUUGUACUCGCUCCUCCCUGAGACGUUGGAGACACAGUUUGCCAAACACGUGUCAGAGAUACAGAGUGAGCUAAAAUACAAAGAAGACAAAGAGGAUCUGUCCAACACGUUGUACUCUCUGCUGCCUGAAACUCUGGAGACUCAGUUCAUUAAGGAGAUGGCUGAGACUCACAGCGAGGUCAAGUACAAGGAGGCGGGAAAGAAGGAGGCCAGCAGCUCUCUGUACCACCUUCUGCCCGAGACUCUGGAGACGCAGCAUGUUAAAGAGCUCAGCGAGCUGCAGAGCGAGAACAAAUACAAGCAGGAAGGGAAGAAGGCGAUGGCGUCCAGCCUGUACGCUCAGCUGCCGCACACGGCCGAGACGCAGCUCGCCGCCAAGAUGUCAGACCUGCAGAGCGAGAGUAAAUACAAGGAGGACGGCAUGAGGAGUCUCUCUCAGAGUAUCUACAGUCAGCUAGCAGAGACGGCUGAGAUCCAGUUAGCUAAAACUGUGUCUGAGCUGCAGAGCGGGGCCAAGUACAAGGAUGCGAGCAGGAAGGAGGCGAGCAGCUGUCUGUACCAUCAGUUACCUGAAACUCUGGAGACUCUUCACGCUAAAGAGGCCACUGAGCUGCAGAGUCAGGUGAAGUACAGGGAGGGAGGUAAGAAAGAGAUGAGCAGCAACCUGUACUCUCAGCUGCCGGAGACGGAGGAGAUGAAGUUCGCUAAAGCCGUCAUGGAGCUUCAGAGCAAGAAUAAAUACAAGCAGAAAGGCAAACAGGAGAGCAGCACCAGUGUGUUUCACCAGAUGCCGGAGACCAAAGAGACUGAGUUUGUUAAGCAGAUCUCUGAACUGCAGAGUGAGUUAAAGUACAAGAAGGACAAAGAGGAUCUGCCCAACACGUUAUACUCUCAGCUGCCUGAAACUCUGGAGACUCAGUUUGUUAAAGAGAUGAAUGAGACUCACAGCGAGAGUAAAUACAAGGAGGCGGGUAAGAAGGAGCUGGUUAACAGUUUGUACUCUCUGCUGCCUGAAACCAAAGACACUCAGCACGCCAAGGAGCAAACUCAGCUGCACAGUGAGAAGGUUUACAGGGAGGAAGGCAGGAAGGACGCCGGCUGCAGUCUGUACGCACAGAUGCCCGAAACCAUCGAGACCGUCUUCGCUAAAGAGCUGAUCAAGACGCAGAGCGACAAAUUCUACAAGGAGAAGUACAAUCGUGAGAAAGGGAAGUCCAGCUACACCAACAUGAAGACGCUGCCGGAGGUGGAGCACGCCAUGGAGGUCAACAAGAACCAGAGCGAUGUCGGCUACAGGAAAGGUAAAGAGGAGCUUCAUCACUACAACACGGUGCCAGACAGACCUGACAUCGUCAACGCCACCAACGCAGCUAAACUGGCCAGCGACGUGGCCUAUAAGAAUAACAACAAGCAGCCGGUUUACAGCGACUGUUCUGUUUUGGCCCGAACUGACAUCCAGCACGCCAAGGAGGUCUCAAAACUGGCCAGCCAGGUGAAGUAUAAGGAGAAGUUUGACAGAGAUUUAAAGGGCCAGAAACCUCGUUACAACCCGCUGGACUGUCUCUCCUUCAAACACUCACAAGCUGCUUCUGCUCUGGCCAGUCAGGUGAAAUAUAAAACCAACCAGAACCAGAAACCUGAAGGUUCUUCAGACCUGCCGAACCUCCUGCAGCUGGAACACGUCCUGCACGCCAGCAAACUGCAGAGCAACGUGGAGUAUAAGAAGAAGUACCAGCAGACGAAGGCUCUCUUCCACAUCGCUCUGGACACAGCUGAACAGCUCCACCACAAGGAGAACGCAGUGCUGCACAGCCAGGUGAAGUACAGAGAGGAGUAUGAGAAGAGUAAAGGUCGAUCUCAGAUGGAGUUUGGAGACACUCAGACGUACAAAGUGUCCAAAGAAGCGCAGAAGAUGCAGAGUGAGAGGGAGUAUCGGAGGGACUUUGAGGAGCAGAUGAAGGGUAAAGCUCUGGUUGAUGUAGACCAGACACCUGGAUACCUGACGGCUCGUCAUGCUAGCAGCCUGCUGAGUGAGAAGGAGUACAGGAAGGACCUGGAGCAGGAGGUGAAGGGUCGCGGUUUAUCCGGCAUCGGUCUGGAGGAAACUCCUGAACUGCUGAGGAUUAAAAACGCCAACCAGAUACUGAACGAGAAGGAGUAUCGCAGGGAUCUGGAGACGGAGAUUGUGGGUAAAGGAAUGGAGCUGAGCGCCGAAGUCCUCGAGAUACAAAGAGCCCAGAGAGCCUCGGCGAUCCAGAGCCAGAGGUGCUACAAGCAGACGGAGCAGCUCAGAGGAAACUCGUACGGGACGGUUACCGACACUCCUGAACUGCUGCACGCCUCCUACCUCAAAGACGUCUACAGCCAGAAGAAGUAUAAGGACGAGGCUCAGCGGCUGAAGGGACGCUACAGUCUGAUGUCAGAAACUCCAGAGAUGGAACGAGUCAAAGCCAACCAGCAACACAUCAGCUCUCUGCGAUACUGCUGGGACUCCAAGCUGAUGAGAGGUUUAAUGUCUUCAGUCGCAGAGACGCCGGAGAUCGUCCUCGCCAGAGAGAACGCCAAGAAGAUCAGCAAUGUCUGCUACAGAGACGAGGUCGGCUGCGGCACCGCCGUCAGGAACACACCUGAGAUGGAACGAGUCCGACGCAACCAGGAGAACAUCAGCUCAGUCAAAUACAAGCAGGGAGCAGCGAGGGCCACCAGCAUCGGAGUGACUCCAGAACUGGAGAGAGUCCGACAGAACCAGGAGAACAUCAGCUCGGUGAGGUACCAGCGCGGGCUGAAGGAGAUGAGGGGGCGGAGCUGCACCGAGCUGGACACACCUGAGUACAGGCGUGUCAGGAGGUCGCAGGACUCGGUCUCCAUGGUAGCGGCCCAGUCGCCGUGGCCCCCUCUCGGGCUGUGGGAGGAGCUAACAUGAGUGACGUGGCACGGCGUGGUGGGACUGUCGCACCGAUACUAACAACCACCAGACGCAGACAGCGCCGGAGGACGAGAGAUUAGAAACUCUGCUGCAACUUCCUGUUGAAACACAGAGCAGAGGAUCAAUGAGUUAGUUUAUAGAUUAACAGGAAGAACAGACACAAAGCUGCUUCCUGUUGGGUUUAAUUUGACCUUGGAUGCAGCGACGCAGAGAAAGAGACAGUUACACCUGAUUUUAAACAUCACUCUGAUCAAUAACUGAUGAGAUCAAUCUGAUUGAGUUUUGACACAUGAUGAUGACACAGCUAAAAUAUGAACGUCAUGUUUACAGCUUUACCUGUGUUCAUAUUUAAUUGUAUUUAUUUGUUUAUUAAACAGAGACGGUGCUCAUUAAUAGAAGCUAUUUUACAUCUGUUGUCACUGUACAGAUGUUACAAAGUCGCCCUAAAAAAACAAUAGAAGAAUAUGAGAUUUAAAGUUACGUUAUUAAAUAAUUGAGAUCAUUUACAAGCAUGCUGAGUGAUAAUAAAUAUGAUAAAACGACCAUACAGGACGUUAUUCUACAUUAUAAAAUACUAAUUAAAAAUACGACACAGACACAUAAUACAAGACAUGCAGAGCAAUAAAAUAAGAUUAUUAAUGUAAACAGAAAUAUGAGCAGCAUUAAUGUCUUAUUAUUAAUAUAUAAUAUUAAUAUCACUCACAGCCAACUGUGUGUUAAUGUGACAGUGAGAGAAAGAGUGUAUGACAGCG